Messenger RNA from Coregonus sp. 'balchen', 17335 nucleotides. The record is from the annotation of a GenBank genome assembly. NCBI's taxonomy places the organism in Eukaryota, Metazoa, Chordata, Actinopteri, Salmoniformes, Salmonidae.
AUGUUCAGCAACAUUAAAACAGAGAGGAGACAGCAGAACCUGGCAAGGGUAUGCUAAAAAAGUAUUCUCUAUAAUUGUAAAUAAUUGGUUGCUCUACAGAAACAGAGAUGCCAAGUAAUACCAGGCUACAUGGUUGGAUAUUCUAACUAAUUGGCUCUUUAAAAAGGGUAAGGCAUUUUUUAAGGUCCUAAAAUUGGCCUUUUCUCCUCCAGAGUGAUUUCUGAGUGCCAGAGCUAAUUAGACCGUGGGUGAUUGUUUAGGAACCCAAAACACGCUAAGGCAAAAUAGCCAACGUGCAGGGAGAGAAGGAUGCCAAGGGAAGCUUGACUACGCUGUCCUAGCUAGGGAAGCUUGACUAUGCUGUCCUAGCUAAGGUGGCGAGAACAGGAGUAAAGGGGAAGCUUGACUAUGCUGUCCUAGCUAAGGUGGCGAGAAUAGGAGUAAAGGGGAAGCUUGACUAUGCUGUCCUAGCUAAGGUGGCGAGAACAGGAGUAAAGGGGAAGCUUGACUACGCUGUCCUAGCUAAGGUGGCGAGAACAGGAGUAAAGAAAGGAAGUGAUUUAUAACUACGUUCAGACGAUCCACUAUGGCCCUUUUGAGACAUGCAGUCCAAUGCUUUAACCUGUACAAGGUACUUACCAUUAGUUACGUAAAGAUGCUAACACUUUACUAUAGUCAUUCAAAUACUUUAAAAGAGUUUAACAUCUUAGCAUCAUGAACAAGACUUCAUAACAUGACAUUUGAAAAUGUUAAUAACAUCAUUAACAAGCUCUGUUGGAGUCCAAGGCUCAUCUUGGGUUUUUUGUUUGUAUCUUGAGGUAUAGUGUUUAUAGUGCUUGGCUGAAUGCAGUAACUAUUUAACGCUGUAGGCUUUAACUCUUCCCUGAUCCCUGACCUCUAACCUCAUCACACAGCAUGAGCCCAGCGCUCCCGUUUCCAUUGUUGACCUAAUUAUCUACGUUAUUAUUCACAGCUUGUUGUAAUUUUAUGGAGGAAGUUGUUAUCGAUUUCACCCCAUACAAAUUUUCCACACUAAGUUUCUCACAGACGCCUAAGGGUGUCAAUGUAUUUAAUCCCUCGCAUUGACAACAUGCGGGCAGAACUUCAGAAAUUGAUUCCCUUUCUUUUUUUAAACCCCCCCCCUCCCUCCUCGCUCCAAACCCUCAACCACCAAAUUGUCCUCUGUGUUCUGUGCUGAGUGAAGACCCUCUCACAUUAAUCGUCUAGAGCUCUUCUGAGUGCCUUGCAUCACCCAGUUGCAGCUGUGUGGGGAGUUCCAGAUUUUGCCGUGCGCUGACUGGCUGCUGUAACUUUGUCUGCGUCCAAAAUGGCAACCUAUUCCCUAUAUAGUGCACUACUUUUGUCCAGGGCCCGUAGGGUGCACUGCAUACUGUAGGGAGCAAUGUGCCAUUUUGGAUGCAAACUUUGAGCUGUGGAAACAUGGGGAGAGAGUGGGCUGGGCGGAUGUCCUAGUUGCCUCAUUUUCCCUGCUAACGGAGCAUGAUCCAACUGUCGUCAAUUUAUCAACGUAACGUGCGCUAGUGGGCACAGUUUGAGCCUCCAUUAGGACAGGUGCUGCCAUCCAUCAUGGCACAGUCACUUAUUCCACCUUGUCAGGAGAAACUAAAUAGGGCUUUAGAAGAAAUGUAAACAAGUCUCAGCAGACAAUCCGAGUGGUGCACCAUCUCCCCAGCUCUGGAACUCAGAGAAGGUAGAGAACGUAGAGAAGGUAGAGAAGGUAGAGAAGGUAGAGAAGGUAGAGAAGGUAGAGAAGGUAGAGAAGGUAGAGCAGGUAGAGAAGGUAGAGAAGGUAGAGAAGGUAGAGAAGGUAGAGAAAGGUAGAGAAGGUAGAGAAGUAGAGGUAGAGAAGGUAGAGAGGUAGAGAAGGUAGAGAAGGUAGAGAGGUAGAAGGUAGAGAAGGUAGAGAAGGUAGAGUAGAGAAGGUAGAGCAGGUAGAGAAGGUAGAGAAGGUAGAGAAGGUUGAGAAGGUAGAGAAGGUAGAGAAGGUAGAGAAGGUAGAGAAGGUAGAGAAGGUAGAGAAGGUAGAGAAGGUAGAGAAGGUAGAGAAGGUAGAGAAGGUAGAGAAGGUAGAGAAGUAGAGAAGUAGAGAAGGUAGAGAAGGUAGAGAAGGUAGAGAAGGUAGAGAAGGUAGAGAAGGUAGAGAAGGUAGAGGAGGUAGAGGAGGUAGAGAAGGUAGAGAGAGCUGUCUACCAUCUAGACACCUUUUCACCAGACAAUUGCAUUAUCCCACUCCACUGUCGUUCUCGCCUGCGUUCUGAACGAUGCAUCCUUGCAUUCUUUGCCUCUUUGCAUUUUUGGGAUUCAAGGAAAACGUUCAAAUCUGUUAGUGGACAGGGGUAAACUAAAAAGGGAAGCAUUGUUGAGUGGACAGUAGAAUGUACAGUACUUAAUCUAUACAGUAGAAUGCACAGUACUUAAUCUAUACAGUAGAAUGCACAGUACUUAAUCUAUACAGUAGAAUGCACAGUACUUAAUCUAUAGAGUAGCAUGUACAGUACUUAAUCUAUACAGUAGAAUGUACAGGACUUAAUCUAUACAGUAGAACGUACAGUACUUAAUCUAUACAGUAGAAUGUACAGUACUUAAUCUAUACAGUAGAAUGUACAGUGUGAUGAAUGGGUUAAUUCAUAUUGUUACUUGUGCACAUUCGCUAGAGCAUGAGGCGGUUGGGAACAUGGCUACUUAGCAUUUAUGUUAUUAAAUAUGGUUACACAUUGGAAAGAACCUACCGAUUUAAAAGUAUCUUGUAUUUAACUAUAACCAAGGCCAUUACAUACAGUACUUAAUCUAUACAGUAGAAUGUACAGUACUUAAUCUAUACAGUAGUAUAAUGAAUAAGUCUAAUGAAUAUCUUUACACCCAUUAGAAAUAGGUUUCACCAUUCAAGUCUUUUAUGAAGGUCUGUUUCACAAUGACUUGUGUAGUGCAAUUCCAUCAUUAUAAUCAAAGGUCAAAUAGGGGGUGCUUUAUAUUUGUCCUGUUUAAAUAGAUUUUAAUUGAACCAGAAAAAAAAAGAAAGAAAAAAAGUUGGAGAAUCACACAAGAUGUCAUUGAAUCCUAACAGGAUGGAUGGUGAGAUGGCAGCCAUCGCAAACAUAAAGACAGAGGAUGUGUCCCAAGGGACACCCUAUUCCCUGUAUAGUGCACUACUUUUGACCAGACGCCUGUGGGUAGUAGUACACUAGUAAUGCAUUUUGUAUACAUCUGGCCCUUCAUUGGACACUGUGUUAACAAACCUCCAAACGAGCUUCAAUGCCAUACAACAAUCCUUCAGUAGCCUUCAACUGCUCUUAAACACUAGUAAAACUAAAUGCAUGCUUUUCAAUCGAACGCUGCUAGCACCCGCCCACCCGACUAGAAUCACCACUCUCGACGGGUCUGACCUAGAGUAUGUGGACAACUACAAAUAUCUAGGUGUCUGGUUAGACUGUAAACUCAACUUCCAGACUCACAUAAAGAAUCUCCAAUCCAAAGUUAAAUCUAGAAUCGGCUUCCUAUUUCGCAACAAAGCCUCCUUCACUCAUGCUGCCAAACAUGCCCUCGUAAAACUGACUAUCCUACCGAUCCUUGACUUCGGCGAUGUCAUUUACAAAAUAGCCUCCAACACUCUACUCAGCAAAUUGGAUGUAGUCUAUCACAGUGCCAUCCGUUUUGUCUCCAAAGCCCCAUACACUACCCACCACUGUGACCUGUACGCUCUUGUUGGCUGGUCCUCACUACAUGUUCGUCGUCAAACCCACUGGCUCCAAGCCAUCUAUAAAUCACUGCUAGGCAAAUCCCCGCCUUAUCUUAGCUCAUUGGUCACCAUAGCAGCACCCACCCGUAGUCUGCGCUCCAGCAGGUAUAUCUCACUGGUCAUUCCCAAAGCCAACACCUCCUUUGGCCGCCAUUCCUUCCAGUUCUCUGCUGCCAAUGACUGGAACGGAUUGCAAAAAUCUCUGAAGCUGGAGACUCUUAUCUCCCUCAAUAACUUUAAGCAUCAGUUGUCAGAGCACCUUACCGAUCACUGCACCUGUACACAGCCCAUCUGAAAUUAGCACACCCAACUACCUCAUCCCUAUAUUGUUAUUUAUUUUGCUCUUUUGCACCCCAGUAUCUCUAUUUGCACAUCAUCUCUUGCACAUCUAGCAUUCCAGUGUUAAUACUAUUGUAAUUAUUCUGCACUAUAGCCUAUUUAUUGCCUUACCUCCAUAACUUGCUACAUUUGCACACACUGUAUAUAUAUUUUCUGUUGUAUUUCUGACUUUAUGUUUUUUUUUUUACCCCAUAUGUAACUCUGUGUUGUUGUUUUUAAUCGCACUACUUUGCUUUAUCUUGGCCAGGUCGCAGUUGUAAAUGAGAACCUGUUCUCAACUGGCUUACCUGGUUAAAUAAAGGUGAAAUAAAAUAAAAAAUUAAAAAAUAGGGUGCCAUUUGGGACACACACAGGGUUACUGAGAUAAAUUAAAUGUUUUUUUCUCUUCCUAUAUCAAUGAUAUAAAUUGAGGCUCUUUGAACAUGAGAAAUGCACGGCCAUUCCGCCUGCUAAUUUAGCAUAGCCCAGUACACUAACUGUGUUCAUUCAAACACCAACAGAGAGAGGGGGAAAGUCUUCUCUAGCGGCUAGGGGAGAACCCUGAGAUAAUGAUGAUCUGGACAUCAUCUCACAUACUCUGAGUCAGCGGCGAGUCUACACGCUCCAGUGUCACUGACUGCGCUAAUUAGUUGUUUUCAAGCUUUCAGGCCACAAAAGGAGGUGGAGAUUAUGUAGUCUUGCCAUGUGACACGCCAGAUUCAUUAUGAACCCUCUCCGUGCCUCCACCUUCCCUAAUCUCAUUCCUGUAUGCUCAUACAGGCCUCCAUUGGAAGUCUGACGCAUCAACUCUGCGUUACUUUGUCUCAUUAAUCGAUGCACAAUAAUGGUAGAUGAGGAUCGUGGAAAGUUGGGUCUGUUUGUGACAACCUGUCUGUCUUUAGAUUAAAAAGCACUGGCAAGGAAAACAGGGAUCAGUGCACAGAUUAACCAAAUGUUCCUCUCAUGCUGCCUCACUGGGCAUUAGCAACACAUUAUUAUCAAUGUGUUUUCAUUGAUGUAUUCAGCAUGGAUUAAUUGGCAACAGGUGCGGCAAAGAUUGCUAUUUGAGAGCUGGAUGUUUUUUGUUUUUUUUAAGCCACACACAUAAAGGCGUAAUGAAUUAAUGGGUUUGCCCCCAUUAAUAAUUUUCCUCCAGUAGGUGCUGUGCUCGGCCCGCCACAGCUGCAUAAACAGAGAUGUUGUCCCCCUGCUAAGGCUUUCAGAGAGCUUCAAAGAGCCGUCCUCUAUUUCAAUCCAUUUACACAGUGGAUCAGCCGUUAUCAGGACACCCGCAAUAACAGCACUCUGAAGUUAAUAAUCAAGUAACCAAGGGUAGGCAAAGAUCAAAAGAUCUUCCAUCUUGUGUCAUUAAUGAGGGUUUGUGCUAUAAUCCAUGAGCCACUUUUGUUAAAGAUAUGACCUAAGCAAUUGGCUUGGAUGGACAGACAGAAGACAGAAGAAGGGGACCUAGCACCGAGCCCUGGGGAGCACCGUAUGAGGCUGCGUGGCGAGGACCUCUAGAGAGAGCUAAUAGAGAUCUGAAUAGAUCCAGCAUUUACAUGUUUGAUCAGUCAACACAAACAGCAACUAUGGUUUUGAGCCUCAGUUGUGUUACAACAUGUAUGUUGUAUGUUGUAUGUUGUAUGCAUUGCGCUUGGAACCAUAAAGUCAUUAUGUUAUUGAAUUUGCCGACUGAAACUCUAAAGUGCUAAAUCUAUCUGGGAAAAAAAACAACAACAUAUUUUUGUCCCUCACAAAAAAAUUAAAACUUUAAAGAAUAAUAUCAACAUCUUGCUGUUAUCCGGAUCCAUUUCAUCUUCUCAUUUAGAUAAUGUGGUAUGAAGUGAACUCCAUUCAAUAUGAAAGUAAUUAUCUAUUCUAUUCAAACAAAGUGUUUUAAACCUUUGGUCAUGCUAAUCACAUGUCCUUUUAUUCACGAUGAAGAUUCUAGUUUGCUCUCUGUUUCCUUCCUUUCGUAUUUGAUGCUUAUUAUCUAAUUUUCCUUUCGAGGUCCUUGAUUACCCCACAGCCUGUCCUUGAUUACCCCUCAGUCUGCAAAUGGACAAUAAUUGCUGCCCAGCUGCUUACAAAGGUCUGUGGAGGAGAGAAAAAAUAAUCAUUUUCAUUGGUUGAUCAACAAAAAGGGUAAAUUAAUGUUGUUUGUCUUUGCUUCCUCUGGUUCUGUUCAUGAAACAGACAGCUCUCUGUAGAAUGACACACCUUGUACUUUCCCCAUUACAAGUCAAUCUCCUGUGCUUUAUUCUCAAACAUAAUAUGGACAACAAGCAGAAAAUUGAAUUAAAAAAGGGAGCGAGAGCUUUGAACACAGAUGCCUGGAGGAUUCUUGCCACUUUGAUGUAGAUCUUUCAGCCCGAUGAAAGACGAGUCCAUUUGGCCUGGGGCCGUGUUCAAAUUGACACACUUUAAUCAUACUCUCUCUCGCUCCCUACUAGGUGUGUGCAAAGUGAAGUCCCCCUCCACGCUUUAUAAUUUUCUAGCAUUAUCGUAUGAGACUACAUGUCUCCUAAGUUACUGCGACAAAACGGUGUGAAGUGAUUUCCCGCUCUAAAAAGCGGAUUUAAUUAUCACACCGACACACCCUCCCCUCCUCCCCCUCUGGAGAAGGUGAGGGUGGGUAAGGAGCCUGUGGAGAUAGGUGGUUGGUUGUGCCUGUGAGGCAGGGGGAGGUGGGGAGAAAGGGAUAAGGAGAAAAGCCGUAGCAGUUGUUGUUUUAAUACUAUAAUAAACCCUGAGAUGGCAGCAUCAGAUUGCCAUCAGCUGGAUGAAUCGGAAAGAUUAAUGACAGCCAUUUUGUUAUGAGAGAAGGGGGAGAUGAGGUGGGUGGGGAGGAGAGGGGGCCGGUGGGGAGGAGAGGGGGGCGUUGAGGUGGGGUGGGGAGGGUUAGAGGAGGUGCGUCUAUCCAGAACAGAUGAGAUUGACCUCACCUCAGAAAGUACUAUCUGUUUGGUAAAAUGUGGGUCAUGGUCCUUGUUUAGGUAAAACAAUAUGGUGGAUAUACAAUAUUAUAAGGGAGUGCUGUUGUCGAUCAACUGACUGUCCUCUGUUUUGAAUCAGUCAGAAAUAUCCAACACAUAUCAUGGAAUGGGGUGCUAAAAUGAGUGGAGGAGGUAUUGUCACAAUGAACCUUGGGGCACUAAGGAUUAUAUUAUUUUAUCUAUUUGUCAUUGUGCACCGACAUAUUGGGACGGCAGGUAGCUUAGUGGUUAAGAGCGUUGUGCCAGUAACCGAAAGGUCGCUGGUUCUAAUCCCCGAGCCGACUAGGUGAAAAAUCUGUCAAUGUGCCCUUGAGCAAGGCACUUAACCCUAAUUGCUCAUGUAAGUCGCUCUGGAUAAGAGCGUCUGCUAAAUGUCGUAAAUAUUUAUCAGCAUGGAUCAUUCUUUUACAAAUGGAAGAUAGGACAGUUAUGUAAAUAUGCACAAACACCUGCAGUAAAACACACGUUGCUUAAUCAUUUGCUUGAACGCUGACCUCCACGUAGGACUAUUUGUCAUGAACCUUUCUCACACAAUAGUGUGUCUUCAGACUGGCAGAUGUACGUAUGUAACGCACCGUAAGCCAUACAGUCCCAUCAUCCUUAUUACCAUGGUAACUCUGUCACCUAACCAGUGUGACCAGUAAUACAGGUUUUUUUUCUAUUAUUGUAUGGAGAUAGAGGGAAAUAGAAGACAAAUAGGAUUUUUUGGGGGAAACAUCCCUUUCUGAAUACAAAGGGCUGGCCCCCGCGCUAUCACAAAGAAAACAGCUUAGCAGUGGGGGCAUUUGUUUUCCAUUCAGAGGGAGAAGCACUUUGUCUUUCCAAUCGUUACCUGUUUGAGAAUCAGUUGCUCAUUUAAGGUUAGGCCUAAAGAGGGAGGUGCUGUCUGGGGCUAAAUUGCAAUUAGUGGACCUGCGAGUGAGGCCGAUACCAGUUAACUUGGGAUAUUGGAGUGCAAGAGCCCUAGUAAUCAGCCUUUGGUCAUGUAGAACAAUGCAUAAAAUUAAAUUGACAUUAAUGAAUAAUUGUGUAAUGAAAAUGGAAGAGGCGAGUUAAUUACAUGUUACGGUGAGUGUAAUGCCCAGAUAACCUUGUGUCUAAUGCUAUUCUUAGUCUGGCUGCCAAGCCUCUACUCUAUCCUCUCCUCUCCUGUCACAGAGCCCCCCCCCCCCCCUCUCUCUCCUCUACUCUCUCUUUUCACAGAAGUCUCUCUCUCUCUCUCUCCUCCCCUAUCACAGAAGUCUCUCUCUCUCUCUCUCCUCCCCUAUCACAGAAGCCUCUCUCUCUCUCUCUUUCUCCGCUCGGCGGGAAGUCAUUAGAGCCAGAGUAGAUAAUGCCGCGGUGAUGCCGGCCAAACCCAGAGUGGCUACAAUCUAGCAGAGACUUUCUUUCAGGUGCCUUUUUCUCCUGAGUGGGGCAUGUUGAAGUCAUUUGUACACAGCCUGAAUGGAAUUAAAGGUCACAAACGCUAAGUGGCAUGGAUGGGCUCUCCUCUCCUCUCCUGUCCUCUCCUCUCUUCUCCUCUCACACCCAGCCAGACCCACUUACCUAAAAGGGACUGUCAUGGGGACAUUCUACAGUGACUUACCUAAAGGGACUGUCAUGGGGACAUUCUACAGUGACUUACCUAAAGGGACUGUCAUGGGGACAUUCUACAGUGACUUACCUAAAGGGACUGUCAUGGGGACAUUCUACAGUGACUUACCUAAAGGGACUGUCAUGGGGACAUUCUACAGUGACUGUCAUGGGGACAUUCUACAGUGACUGUCAUGGGGACAUUCUACAGUGACUUACCUAAAGGGACCGUCAUGGGGACAUUCUACAGUGACUGUAGACUAAAUGGACAUUCAUGGGGGCAGAUCAACCCAACCAGGUUCACUCAGCUAGAGAACUGUCAUGAGGACUAAAGGGACUCUCAUGGGGACUGAAGGGACAUGGGGACUAACCCACAACAGUCUAAGCCCUGUUUAAGCCGGGGGAGGGGGGGGGGGGGGUCUACAAAACGAUAUGGAAUUGUUUUAAGAAGAUCAUACCAAGGAUAAUUUUGCUAUUUGAUUUUGAAUUUCAAGAACCCUUGAAGUAUCAAAAAAUAUAUUAAAAUGUUUUUUUAUGACAAAUGUUUUUGGGCCUUCGUGCUAUAACCCACACAAACACAUUGAAUACCGGUUCACUAAAUGGAACAGAUAGUCCCCCAAAAAAUCUAAAGGAAGUUUGUUCUGAAGUGUCUGUCCUAUAUCUGAGAGACACUGUAUAAGAAUGAUCAGGAAAUAUUUAUUCAUUUUACAUGUCUUUAACCACUUAUUUUUUGGCACUAACCAGUCUCUAUGUAUGCUUCCAUACAUUUUUUUCAACUGGUACCGGGGGACCUUCAGACAAGUCUUGUGAGGCCUGUGGUUAUCCUAGAGCAAAACAACAUGUACAGUGAGGGAAAAAAAGUAUUUGAUCCCCUGCUGAUUUUGUACGUUUGCCAACUGACAAAGAAAUUAUCAGUCUAUAAUUUUAAUGGUAGGUUUAUUUGAACAGAAUAGCAACAAAACAAUCCAGAGAAACGCAUGUACAAAAUGUUAUAAAUUGAUUUGCAUUUUAAUGAGGGAAAUAAGUAUUUGACCCCUCUGCAAAACAUGACUUAGUACUUGGUGGCAAAACCCUUGUUGGCAAUCACAGAGGUCAGACGUUUCUUGUAGUUGGCCACCAGGUUUGCACACAUCUCAGGAGGGAUGUUGUCCCACUCCUCUUUGCAGAUCUUCUCCAAGUCAUUAAGGUUUUGAGGCUGACGUUUGGCAACUCGAACCUUCAGCUCCCUCCACAGAUUUUCUAUGGGAUUAAGGUCUGGAGACUGGCUAGGCCACUCCAGGACCUUAAUGUGCUUCUUCUUGAGCCACUCCUUUGUUGCCUUGGCCGUGUGUUUUGGGUCAUUGUCAUGCUGGAAUACCCAUCCACAACCCAUUUUCAAUGCCCUGGCUGAGGGAAGGAGGUUCUCACCCAAGAUUUGACGGUACAUGGCCCCGUCCAUCGUCCCUUUGAUGCGAUGAAGUUGUCCUGUCCCCUUAGCAGAAAAACACCCCCAAAGCAUAAUGUUUCCACCUCCAUGUUUGACGGUGAGGAUGGUGUUCUUGGGAUCAUAGGCAGCAUUCCUCCUCCUCCAAACUCGGCGAGUUGAGUUGAUGCCAAAGAGCUCAAUUUUGGUCUCAUCUGACCACAACACUUUCACCCAGUUCUCCUCUGAAUCAUUAAGAUGUUCAUUGGCAAACUUCAGACAGGCCUUCAUAUGUGCUUUCUUGAGCAGGGGGACCUUGCGGGCGCUGCAGGAUUUCAGUCCUUCAUGGCGUAGUGUGUUACCAAUUGUUUUUUUGGUGACUAUGGUCCCAGCUGCCUUGAGAUCAUUGACAAGAUCCUCCCGUGUAGUUCUGGGCUGAUUCCUCACCGUUCUCAUGAUCAUUGCAACUCCACGAGGUGAGAUCUUGCAUGGAGCCUAAGGCCGAGGGAGAUUGACAGUUAUUUUGUGUUUCUUCCAUUUGCGAAUAAUCGCACCAACUGUUGUCACCUUCUCACCAAGCUGCUUGGCGAUGGUCUUGUAGCCCAUUCCAGCCUUGUGUAGGUCUACAAUCUUGUCCCUGACAUCCUUGGAGAGCUCUUUGGUCUUGGCCAUGGUGGAGAGUUUGGAAUCUGAUUGAUUGAUUGCUUCUGUGGACAGGUGUCUUUUAUACAGGUAACAAACUGAGAUUAGGAGCACUCCCUUUAAGAGUGUGCUCCUAAUCUCAGCCCAUUACCUGUAUAAAAGACACCUGGGAGCCAGAAAUCUUUCUGAUUGAGAGGGGGUCAAAUACUUAUUUCCCUCAUUAAAAUGCAAAUCAAUUGCUAACAUUUUUUACAUGCGUUUUUCUGGAUUUUGUUGUUGUUAUUCUGUCUCUCACUGUUCAAAUAAACCUACCAUUAAUAUUAUAGACUGAUCAUUUCUUUGUCAGUGGGCAAACUUACAAAAUCAGCAGGGGAUCAAAUACUUUUUUCCCUCACUGUACGUGAGGGGUCAUAUUAGUGUGUAGGCUAAACCGUUCGGACGCUACAGACAGAAGUUGGCAGAUCGUCUGUAUCGACUUCAGACGAGUCCCAAGACGCCUGUGGGGGUCGUAGAGCAAAACGGAGAACACCAUCGUGUUCGUGAGAGUCUCAUGGGGACCAAAGGGACUAACAUGGGGACUAAAGUGACUAUCAUGGUGACAAACAAGAUUAACUGUCAUGGAGACUAAAGGGACUAUCAUGGGGACUAAAAGGACUAUCAUGGGGACAAACAAAAUGGACUGUCAUGGGGACAGAUCCACCACUUGUGCUUCUUAGGGACUAAGGACAGAUACAUCAGCCAGGCAAAGGGUUCACAACCAUCUAAAAAAAAAACAUACCAAAAGUUACAUUCUAAAAUGACCAUUAUUAAAGCAUAAUAGUGAUGGUGGCCAUAGGCUUGGGCGGUGUUCCGUAGAUACCGUAUACUGGGGUAUUUAGAAAAAGCCACUGCAUAUUUCAAUACCGUCAAUACCAUAAACUAUUUAUUUCAAGUUUUUCCAUUUCCAUUUUACAUUUUAGUCAUUUAGCAGACGCUCUUAUCCAGAGCGACUUACAGUUAGUGAGUGCAUACAUUAUUUUAUUUUUCAUACUGGCCCCCCAUGGGAAAUGAACCCACAACCCUGGCGUUGCAAACGCCAUGCUCUACAUCCCUGCCGGCCAUUCCCUCCCCUACCCUGGACGACGCUGGGCCAAUUAUGCGCCGCCCCAUGGGUCUCCCGGUCUCGGCCGGCUACGACAGAGCCUGGAUUCGAACCAGGAUCUCUAGUGGCACAGCUAGCACUGCGAUGCAGUGCCUUAGACCACUUCGCCAUAAAUUGGAAUAUUUGUAGAUACUUUUUAAGUUAAUACCUGCAGUCAACUUGUGCAAUAUGUUAGGAGAUAAAGCAGAUUGUGUUAUUAAUUUCACUUGUCACAUUAUUUAACAUUAUGAAGUUUACCGUACUUCCCCAGAACGGUUGAGCCAGUCACGUGUUUGUUUGUAAAUAGCACAACGGGAGAAAGCUGGAGCUGGUGAGUCCAAAGUGUUCUAUAUCUAUCAGUGAGUCUCUGCUGGUGAGUCCAUGGCGUUCUAUAUCUAUCAGUGAGUCUCUGCUGGUGAGUCCAAAGUGUUCUAUAUCUAUCAGUGAGUCUCUGCUGGUGAGUCCAAAGUGUUCUAUAUCUAUCAGUGAGUCUCUGUUGUGCGGCGCACAUGAGGUAAUGAAGUUCCACUUGUUCCACAUCAAAGAUAUCUUAUAAUGGCUUUCUGUCAGAAGUCAAAGAGCUCUGGAUGAGUUAUCUGUACAGUUGUCAUUUUUUCCUUGUGCUUCCUACUAGAAUUUAGUUUCUCCUCCGUUCGUCUCCCCUCUGCUCUGUGUUCACAUGCUGCUAUUCUUUCAAAAAAGCAUCCAUCACAACUUUGUUAAUUUGCACAAUUUAUCUCGUUCACUUUCUCUUGUAAAUGUCCACGCUCACCGAAAAUGACAUUCAUGGUAUAACUUUAUGAGCUAGAUUUGUCUGUCUUUUAUUUAAUUAGUCUAUAUUCGUUUUCGCUCAUUAGCAUUUAGCUAACAGAGAGUCUGUGAUUUCGCUAUUAGUUUGUGCUAAUGUUGUUAGCAUUUUGGUAAUAGAGGCCCAAUGGGGUUUUCUUGCAUUUUAGCGCCCCCUUGUGUGCUAUGCCGGUAAUAUCUUAAAUCCCGGGAUGAGAGAACUACGAUAUGAACAUCUGGAUACCACCCAAACCUAGAUGACCAACACUUAUACCCUCUCUGAGAGGGCUUGUUGUCAGACCAGGGAACUAAUCACCAUCCAUAGUGAGAGGGCUUGUUAUCAGCAUAGGGAAAAUAAUCACCGUCCAUAGUGCUUCUCUUGACUCUUGCUUUCUCACAAAAAUGAAAGGUCUUGGCCCUGGCACUAUUGGGAACAUUAACGAGAACAAAUUAGUUUGGUGGAAGGUGGCGUUUGUAGGUGAAACCCUUGGCUCGUCCUUUUAGUAAUUACGCAGACAAAUGCCCUGCCUUCACACCUCAAACACCUGCACAGACUUUUAAACCUGCAGAGUUUGCUCAUUUCUUUUCCCCUUGUGUUUUUUGGGUCAAUUGCAGGCUCUAACGUCCAUAGGGGAAUGACCUCUCGUUGAUUACAAAGUAAAGCAUUUUAGGUGUCAGUGGUUAGAUUGAUCAUUCUCUGGCCUAAUAGUAUGUUUACCGUAGAACACACACAACAGGAUUAGAAAUCACUAAAGUUGGCUGGGUGGUUAAACUCAUAGAAAUACAAUCCAUGCAUUCUAUUUCUACGGUCAUAUCACAGAUUUAUUAGUAGUAGGUCCACACACACACACAAAAAAAAAGAUUUUCAAAGUUAUUUUAUGCUUUUUUAUUCAUUGAGGUAGCAAGAGAAAAAUACACAACUUUUUGGCUGUUAGGCCAUGGUCAGUGUGUAACUAUGGUUAUACCACAGACUCUGGACUGGUGUCCAGCCCUCCGAUCCUCAAAGGUCUACUCUCUGGACUAGUGUCCAGCCCUCCGAUCCUCAAAGGUCUACUCUCUGGACUAGUGUCCAGCCCUCCGAUCCUCAAAGGUCUACUCUCUGGACUAGUGUCCAGCCCUCCGAUCCUCAAAGGUCUACUCUCUGGACUAGUGUCCAGCCCUCCGAUCCUCAAAGGUCUACUCUCUGGACUAGUGUCCAGCCCUCCGAUCCUCAAAGGUCUACUCUCUGGACUAGUGUCCAGCCCUCCGAUCCUCAAAGGUCUACUCUCUGGACUAGUGUCCAGCCCUCCGAUCCUCAAAGGUCUACUCUCUGGACUAGUGUCCAGCCCUCCGAUCCUCAAAGGUCUACUCUCUGGACUAGUGUCCAGCCCUCCGAUCCUCAAAGGUCAACUCUCUGGACUAGUGUCCAGCCCUCCGAUCCUCAAAGGUCUACUCUCUGGACUAGUGUCCAGCCCUCCGAUCCUCAAAGGUCUACUCUCUGGACUAGUGUCCAGCCCUCCGAUCCUCAAAGGUCUACUCUCUGGAAUAGUGUCCAGCCCUCCGAUCCUCAAAGGUCUACUCUCUGGACUAGUGUCCAGCCCUCCGAUCCUCAAAGGUCUACUCUCUGGACUAGUGUCCAGCCCUCCGAUCCUCAAAGGUCUACUCUCUGGACUAGUGUCCAGCCCUCCGAUCCUCAAAGGUCUACUCUCUGGACUUGUGUCCAGCCCUCCGAUCCUCAAAGGUCUACUCUCUGGACUAGUGUCCAGCCCUCCGAUCCUCAAAAGUCUACUCUCUGGUCUAAAUCAUCAUAUUAAAUGUAUUUAUAAAGCCCUUUUUACAUCAGCAGAUGUCACAAAGUACUUAUACAGAAACCCAGCCUAAAACCCCAAACAGCAAGCAAUGCAGAUGUAGAAGCACAUUUUGUUAGCAUUUUGGUAAUAGAGGCCUAAUGGGGUUUUCUUGCUAUUGUAGCGCCCCCUUGUGUGCUAUGCUGGUAAUAACAUAAAUCCCUGGAUGAGAGAACUACGAUAUGACGAUAGGAACAUCUGGAUACCACCCAAACCUAGAUCAUCAACACUUACACCCUCUCUGAGAGGGCUUGUUGUCAGAACAGGGAUAAUAAUCACAGUCCAUAGUUCUUCUCUUGACUCUUGCUUUCUCACCAAAUGAAAGGCCUUGGCCCUGGCACUAUUGGGAACAUUAACGAGAUUAGUUUAAUUAGUUUGAUGGAAGGUAGCGUUUGUAUGUGAAACCCUUGGCUCGCCCUUUUAGCAAUUACGCAGACAAACGAAUCGUGCCCUGACUUCACACUUCAAACACCUGCACAGACUUUUAAACGUGCAGAGUUGUGUCUAGCCCUCAGAUCCUCAAAGGUCUACUCUCUGGUCUAGUGUCCAGCCCUCCAAUCCUCAAAGGUCUACAGCUGCACCAUCGAGAGCAUCUUGACUGGCUGCAUCACCGCUUGCUAUGGCAAUUGCAAGGCGUUACAGGGGAUAGUGCGUACAGCCCAGUACAUCACUGGGGCCGAGCUCCCUGCCAUUCAGGACCUCUAUACCAGGCAGUGUCAGAGGAAUGCCCUAAACAUUUUCAAAGACUCCAGCCACCAAAGUCAUAGACUGUUCUCUCUGGAACCAACAGGACCCUGAACAUCUUCUACCCUCAAGUCAUAAGACUGCAAAAUAAAACUAGAAGUGAACGCGCUAUUAGCAUUAGCAAAUCCAAAAACAAGCUCGGAACACAUGCUGAACACAUGCUGAUGUCAUAAUGAAGGGCCAAGCCAUACUCCAAGUCGAUAUUCCCUUCAACCACGCCCAUAAAUUGUGGAAAACAAACAUUCUUUCCAAUUGACCCCCAUUGUAAAAGAGCCAACCUUGUCAUAGAUUUUUUGUUACACCGAAAUAACAAAACAUGCCGAAAAGCUGCUCUGUUGUUCAAUGUAAAUGUAACCAAUUCAAAGAUCCCGACCUACGGUUCACAAUGCUCCCACUUAGGGAAAUAGAGGCUGUGAGAAGAGGCUAUUCGAUGUGGGAGAGUGGGAAAUGUGGGAACGCGGUGUCCAAGUAGGCUACACAUAGCUACUGUAUGUGUGUGGAAAACAUUUAAUCACAGGUAAGACAUUUAACUUGUUUAGGAUAGUACGUUUGUAACUCCACUCACUACUUGUUUAGUAUAGUACGUUUGUAACUACACUCACUACUUGCAGCUGUACUUUUCUUAAGUGUUGUUUUGUACUUGAUUAAAACAAGCAGACAACAAGAAAAUGCAGUUUGAAAAAGGUUACAUUUUUUUGCUGUGAGCCAAUGGAGUAACCUAGGUAACCACAGGUUGUUUCCCCCAAAGGCCAUGCAGGCCCAGGUGCAUCUUUUGAAAAAAAAAAACAAGGGGGUUGAAAUGGAAUACCCUAAAGAUAGUACAACAACCAAAGCAAAUAAGCUAUUCAAAGAAAAGACCCUGAGGGACAACCCAGAGACCCUUUUCAUUGAUUUCAGUGGACCUGAAGCGAGGAGAGUGAGCUCUUCUUCGCCCCACACCCUACAGCCUAGCACUCUGCCAUAAACUGCUGCCCUACCCUACUGUCACGCCCUGGGACUCUGUUAUUUAUUUAUUUAUUUUAUUUAUUUUACGUCAUUUAGCAGACGCUCUUAUCCAGAGCGACUUACAGUUAGUGCAUACAUUAUUAUUUUUCAUACCCCAUGGGAAUCGAACCCACAACCCUGGCGUUGCAAACGCCAUGCUCUACCAACUGAGCUACCUCCCUGCCGGCCAUUCCCUCCCCUACCCUGGACGACGCUGGGCCAAUUGUGCGCUGCCCCAUUGUUAUGUUGAGCCAGGGUGUGUUGUUUCUAUGUGUUUUGUGUUCUAGGUUGAUUAUCUAGCUCAUGUGUUUCUGUGUUGGCCGGGGUGGUUCUUAAUCAGAGGCAACGAGUAUCAGCUGUUGCUUGUUGUCUCUGAUUGGGAACCAUACUUAGGCAGCCUGUUUUCCACAGUGUUUUGUGGGAUCUUGUUCCGUGUUGGUUUUGUAUUGUAACCAAGGACGUCACGUUAUCGUUUUGUUGUUUUGUUCGUGUGGUGAAUCUAAAUAAAAGUAUGUUCACUUAUCACGCUGCGCAUUGGUCCACUGUGUUCGACGAUCGUGACACCUACACCUGCAAAGGUAGACAGAUCACUGUGGAGGGAAAACAGAAAGAAGUAGAAGGACUGAAGUUAACAGGUAACAUUUAUAACAAUGGAACAACAGUGGUCCAGGGUCCUGAGAGCAGCCUGGAGGAGUUCCGAAGGAGGUCUCCAACACUAAAAGCGGCCACAGAGUACUUUAAGCAGGAGGAGCCAGAGGUGAAGGCUACCCGUGAAAAUGUGUCAACAUCAGAAACAACUACAGGGUACCCCCCCCCCCCCCCCCCACCUCCUCAUUGCCACCACUCCCCCAGAGUUAACGCUCUGAAAGACAGCCUGUCUGAACAACAGCAUCUCCAGCAACCAGACCAGACUUGACCUACAGACCUACAACCAGCUGACGGCACAGAUACAACAGAUGUGCUGUACUGUAAGGCAGGUUGAAGAGGCAAACCAGGAUCUGCGGAUUGAAGCUGAGCUGCAUGAAGGAGGAACUCAUCAGGAGGGAGCGGCAUAGCCAUUCCCUGGAGAGACAGCUGGAGGAGAUGAAGAGAUCCACUCCAGACACCACCCACGACAGCAGCACACAGGCAGAGCAGCAGACGGAGGACAACAUUGUCAUCCUGUGUGACUCCAAUGGAAAAUAA